Messenger RNA from Entrophospora sp. SA101, 1232 nucleotides. The record is from the annotation of a GenBank genome assembly. NCBI's taxonomy places the organism in Eukaryota, Fungi, Glomeromycota, Glomeromycetes, Entrophosporales, Entrophosporaceae.
AAAGUGGUGGUACUAGUGAAGCUGAAGACAGUGAAGCUGGUGAAGACAGUGAAGAUAGUGAAGACAGUGAAGCUGGUGAAGCUGGUGAAGACAGUGGAGCUGGUGGAGCCAGUGAAGACAGUGGAGCUGGUGGAGCUGGUGGAGCCAGUGAAGACAGUGGAGCUGGUGGAGCUGGUGAAGACAGUGAAGCUGAUGGAGCCAGUGGGGCUGGUGAAGACAGUGAAGCGGGUGGAGGAGGUGAAGCCAGUGAAGACAGUGAAGUCGGUGGAGCUGGUGGAGCCAGUGAAGCUGGUGAAGAUGGUGGAGCCAGUGGAGCCAGUGAAGAUGGUGAAGCCAAUGAAGCCAGUGAAGAUGGUGAAGCCAGUGAAGCCAAUGAAGCCAGUGAAGAUGGUGAAGCCAGUGAAGCCAGUGAAGAUGGUGAAGCUGGUGAAGAUGGUGAAGCUGGUGAAGCUGGUGAAGACAGUGAAGCUGGUGAAGCUUGUGAAGAUGGUGAAGCCAGUGAAGCCAGUGAAGCCAGUGAAGCCAGUGAAGCCAGUGAAGAUGGUGAAGAUGGUGAAGAAGACAGUGGUGCUGGUGCUGGUGAAGACAUUUUAUAUGCUUUAAACAUAUCAUCAUUUACUGCUCUUAGCCCAGGAAUUACCAAAAGUGGUGGUACUAGUGAAGCUGAAGACAGUGAAGCUGGUGAAGACAGUGAAGAUAGUGAAGACAGUGAAGCUGGUGAAGCUGGUGAAGACAGUGGAGCUGGUGGAGCCAGUGAAGACAGUGGAGCUGGUGGAGCUGGUGGAGCCAGUGAAGACAGUGGAGCUGGUGGAGCUGGUGAAGACAGUGAAGCUGAUGGAGCCAGUGGGGCUGGUGAAGACAGUGAAGUCGGUGGAGCUGGUGGAGCCAGUGAAGCUGGUGAAGAUGGUGGAGCCAGUGGAGCCAGUGAAGAUGGUGAAGCCAAUGAAGCCAGUGAAGAUGGUGAAGCCAGUGAAGCCAAUGAAGCCAGUGAAGAUGGUGAAGCCAGUGAAGCCAGUGAAGAUGGUGAAGCUGGUGAAGAUGGUGAAGCUGGUGAAGCUGGUGAAGACAGUGAAGCUGGUGAAGCUUGUGAAGAUGGUGAAGCCAGUGAAGCCAGUGAAGCCAGUGAAGCCAGUGAAGCCAGUGAAGAUGGUGAAGAUGGUGAAGAAGACAGUGGUGCUGGUGCUGGUGAAGACAUUUUAUAUGCUUUAAACAUAUCGUUUAUUUUUUUUUGA